AGCAAGCUCCCGGAAGUGCCGGCGUCCUGUGUAGGUAUCCGCAUGUUCUGCCAGGGAACCAGGACGGAGUGAGCAAGAUGUCGAUCCUUAAGGCUCCGGAGGAUAAAAAGGGCGGCGGCGACAGCGACAGCGACAGCGACGAUUCCUCCCGGGACCUCCGUAGCGUUCUGGUCACCAGUGUGCUCAACCUCGAGCCGCUGGACGAGGAUCUUUUCAGAGGCAGGCAUUACUGGGUACCUACCACCCAGCGGCUCUUUGGGGGUCAGAUCGUGGGCCAGGCCCUGGUGGCUGCAGCCAAGUCUGUGAGUGAAGAUGUCAAUGUGCACUCCCUACACUGCUACUUUGUUCGGGCAGGGGACCCAAAGGUGCCAGUGCUAUACCAGGUGGAGCGGACACGAACAGGGGCAAGCUUCUCUGUGCGCUCCGUGAAGGCCGUGCAGCAUGGCAAACCCAUCUUCAUCUUCCAAGCCUCCUUCCAGAAGGUCCAGCCCAGCCCUGUCCAGCACCAGUUCUCUAUGCCCACUGUGCCCCCACCAGAAGAGCUGCUUGACCACGAGGCCCUCAUUGGUCCGUAUUUAAGAGACCCUAACCUCCAAGAGAAGUACCGAGUGGGGCUCAACCGAAUUACUGCCCAGGAGGUACCCAUUGAGAUCAAGAUAGUAAGCCCACUCACCCUGGGCCAGCUUCAGAGAAUGGAGCCCAAACAGAUGUUCUGGGUGCGGGUCCGGGGCUAUAUUGGGGAGGGCGACAUCAAGAUGCACUGCUGUGUGGCUGCUUAUAUCUCUGACUAUGCCUUCCUGGGCACGGCACUGCUGCCCCAUCAGUGGAAGUAUAAGGUGCACUUCAUGGCCUCGCUGGACCACUCCAUGUGGUUCCAUGCCCCCUUCCGCGCUGACCAGUGGAUGCUUUACGAGUUUGAGAGCCACUGGGCUGGUGGCUCGCGGGGACUGGUCCACGGGCGACUCUGGCGUCAGGAUGGCGUGUUAGCUGCAUCCUGUGCCCAGGAAGGUGUAAUCCGAGUAAAGCCCAGAGUCUCAAACAGCAAGCUGUAGCCAGAAGUGCCAGCUUAGCCUGAGGUCUCAAGGAUCUGUCUUCUACACCAUUCCAGAAGCGGGAAACAGAGUCAGGGGCUGGGCCUUUGGCCUUCACAUCCAAUAAAGAGACUGUGAUACCA
Molecule: messenger RNA, 1174 nt
Organism: Cavia porcellus (domestic guinea pig)
Lineage: Eukaryota; Metazoa; Chordata; Mammalia; Rodentia; Caviidae
Gene: Acot8
Product: acyl-CoA thioesterase 8
Exons: 6
Coding region: 78-1052 (324 amino acids)
Biological process (GO): fatty acid catabolic process; acyl-CoA metabolic process
Cellular component (GO): peroxisomal matrix
Molecular function (GO): fatty acyl-CoA hydrolase activity
Source: RefSeq, a predicted model, not a curated record